Molecule: messenger RNA, 984 nt
Organism: Camelina sativa (false flax)
Lineage: Eukaryota; Viridiplantae; Streptophyta; Magnoliopsida; Brassicales; Brassicaceae
Source: RefSeq, a predicted model, not a curated record
AUGGUUCAAUCAAGACCAUCGUGCAAAGGCUCUUGCUUCUUUCCAAUUAUUGGGAACUCUCGUCUUUCUAUGAGCUUAAGACACAUUGUUGAUAAAACACAAACAGAGGUGAUCAGACUUCAAAUGAGGAACUCUACUGGUGGAGCUACACUUGAACAUGAUCAAAGACAAGUGAUUGGCGAGACAGACUCUGGUGAAACUCACGUGCUUGCGGAUUAUACUGGUAGUUUCUGGUCUUUGUGGAACUCCAAAUGGUCACUUAAAAAAAUGAACACCUCCAGUGCAGAUAUGCCGCUCUUCGAGCUUUUGGGUCCUCAAGUGCUGGAUUAUGAACCAAAAUACUACGCAAACCUUAGAAGUGAUAAAGAUUAUGUGACUCUUGUUGAUUUUUCUAAGCAACAUCCAUAUGUAAAAGUUGUGGGAUUGGUUGAUAUGAAAUUUGGUUCCGUUGAGGUAAAAGAGAAUUGGUUGGUUUUGCCUGGAAUCGUAUCUACUUUCAUACUCAGUGCUGUUCUGAAGAAAGACUCCACUAAUGUGGGGACUGCAGUUGCUAUCAUAGCUCUUGAAAAAGGCAGCGGCUGCAGAGGUGGCUGUAGCGGUGAAUGCGGAAACAUGAGGAAAGCAGCUAAUGCUAGUGGUUGCGGCAGUGGUUGUAGUGGAGAAUGCGGAGAUAUGGUGAACAUAGCAGCAAAUGCUAGCAGCUGUGGUAGUGGAUGUAGCAGUGAAUGUGGAGAUAUGGUGAAAGCAGCAAAUGCUAGCCGUUGUGGCAGUGGUUGCAGUGGAGAAUGCGGGGACAUGGUGAACGCAGUGAAAGCUAGUGGUUGCGGAAGUGGUUGUAGUGGAGAAUGUGGAGAAAUGAUGAAAGCAGUGAAAGCUAGCGGUUGUGGCGGCAGCAGUGGCUGUGGCGGGGGUUGUGGUGGGUGGUGGUGGUUGUGGAAACAUGGUCAAAGCAGCAAAUGCAAGCGGCUGCGGCGGUGGUUGUAG